Fusarium proliferatum ET1 is the source of this 3390-nucleotide messenger RNA. RefSeq lists its product as uncharacterized. The record is from RefSeq and is a predicted model, not a curated record. The coding region runs from base 1 to 3390 and encodes 1129 amino acids. NCBI's taxonomy places the organism in Eukaryota, Fungi, Ascomycota, Sordariomycetes, Hypocreales, Nectriaceae. The transcript has 3 exons. Gene Ontology annotation, molecular function: catalytic activity.
AUGACUGUACCCGAAUUUAACAUCCUUACGCCCAAUGCCAUGCUCGGCUAUGGCUACAAUGCCGAGCACUUUUGGUACGGCAUUCAAAAGUUCCAGCCCGCAGCCAUUAUCGUCGAUAGUGGCUCGACAGAUGGAGGGCCAUACAAGCUUGGCAUGAACAAAAUGACCUGUGGGCGAGGUUCCUACAUCCGAGACCUCGAGCCCAUCCUCACAGCUUGCUUCCACCACAAGGUCAAGGUCUUGAUCGGCUCAGUUGGCGGAGACGGCAGCAACAAGCAUGUUCAGGAAAUGUUUGACAUUGUUUCUUCGAUAUCGCAACGUCUGGGAUUCAGUUUCAAGGUUGCCACUAUCAACGCUGGCAUGGACCGGGAGUUGAUCAAGACCAGAAUCCAGAACCGCAAGGUCGGUCCUUGCGGGCCAGUGGAAGACUUGCUGCCCGAGGUUGUUGAUGGCGCUGUCGAUGUUGUUGCGCAAAUGGGCGCUGAGCCCUUCAUCGAAGCCCUGAAAGGCGACCCCGAUGUCAUUCUCGGUGGUAGAUGCUACGACCCUGCACCUUUUGCCGCUUUCUGCCUGUCAAGGGGCAUCUCUAGUGGUGUCGCCUGGCAUAUGGGCAAGAUCAUGGAAUGCGGUGGCAUCUGUGCGAUCCCCAAGGGCCGAUCUAUGAUUGCCACCAUGCGCUACGAGUCCUUUGAUCUGACACCACUGGCACCUGAGGAAAGAUGCACACCUCUGUCUGUCGCAGCUCACACCUUGUACGAAAAGACUCGCCCAGACCGUCUCCCGGGUCCAGGUGGCAUCCUCGAUCUCAAGAAUGCCAAGUACGAGCAGAUCACCGACAAGACGACGCGUGUCUCUGGUGCUGAGUUUCAGGAGACACCAUAUCAGGUGAAGCUCGAAGGCGUCACGUUCUUGGGGUAUCGCACUAUUUUCAUCGGCGGCAUACGGGAUCCUAUCCUUAUCAGCCAGGUUGACGAUUUUCUCGAGCGCGUGCGCAAGUACACUCAGAACCUUUUCCCUGAACUCGACAAGUCGGAUAGCUGUCGCCUGAUUUAUCACAUCUACGGUAAGAACGGUGUCAUGGGCCCGUUAGAGACACAGGCUGUGUCGAAGCCUCACGAAAUUGCCGUCCUAGGCGAAGUCGUCGCGCCUACGCAGGACAUGGCGUACACCAUCGCCAACAAUGCUCGAGCAUCUAUUCUGCAUUUCUCGUAUCCCGGCCAGAUCGCCACCACGGGAAACUUUGCCAGCCCACUUUCACCACACGAGCAAGAAGCCGGUGCAGUGUUCAAGUUUAGCUUGUACCACCUCGUUGAUCUGGAGGAGGGCGAAUCUUCGUCGCUUUUCCCUAUUAGUGUGAGGAACAUUGAAGCGACCGUGAGUCCAUCACCCCCAGGCUCUGUAUCUACUGAGCGGCUUGCAGCUAUCGAGAAUGGAACUCUUGCGCCCAUUGAGAAGAAGCAAGUUCCCGCCAGAAGGGCACGAAUGGAAGAGCUUGCCCGCAUCAUUCGAUCCAAGAACUCAGGCCCCUUUGAGCUCACUUUCGACAUCAUGUUUGACGACGAAGCCGUGUACAACCGAGUUCGGGAAGCGAAUGUCCUUACCAACGAUGUGAUCAAGUCACUGUAUCGUGUCCAAGAUGACGAGAUCUUGACCAAUAUGUUUUUUGAGCCUGCACUGGCGUGGAAAUGCACUAUCAAGAGACCAUGGGCCCAAGGCAGUGUUGGUGAGAGAGAUACAUUGGGCACACAACAACAUGCCUUGUUGCUGGGCAUCGAGGUUCCCGAAGCGAGCAGCGACAAUGCCAAGUCGUCCAAGGGAGAGCCAAUCCAUGUUAACGGGAUCAAUGGAGUCAACGGGGUCAAUGGUUCCAAUGGCACUACACAUGUCAACGGUAACGGGCUUACGAGCCAUCUGCACCUUUCCAAUGGAAGCGCCACGCCAACAAGUAAACUUGGCUUCGAUCGCACAAGCUUCCUUUCUCGCGAUGUGGUGCGCGAUAUAUGGAACGGCCUUUCUCUCCCGCAAGAUGCUCUAAGGUCCUUGGAACUCCCAGGCGACGAUGGAACACCAGGGCUCCCCUCAUCUUUCAAGAUCGCAUCUCUCGCCCAGGGCACCAUCGCUUUAUCAGGUCUCCUAGCAGCUCUCAUCCACUCCCAGCGGAACCAAAUCCCCGUGCCAAAGGUAACUGUUCCUCGAAAACACGCUACUGUGGAGUUCAAGUCUGAGAGGCUCUAUGUCCUGGAUGGUAAACCUGCACCGUCUCCUUGGGGUCCCAUUGGAGGUCUGCACAAGACUUCAGAUGGGUAUGUCCGUAUACACGACUCGUUCCCCAAUCACGGAUAUGGAGCGCUGGAGCUGCUGGGUUUGCCUCUGGCGGCUGACCGGAUCGAUGUGACCAAGAAAACGCAAGAUUGGGCCAGCAUUGAUCUCGAGUCUGUCGGUUUGGACCGUCGCCUAGCUAUUUAUGCGCUUCGAUCUUACCGCCAGUGGGAUAUGCUUCCUCAGUCCAAGGUCAUUGACGACUUCCCUAUUUCUCUCAUGAGGAUCGCAUCAGGACCAGCGGGACUUCCACCUCGUCUCUCACCAGGCAACGAUAAAUGUCUUCGAGGUCUGCGAGUGGUCGAGAUGAGUCGGGUCAUCGCUGCGCCUCUGGCUGGCAAGACUCUAGCAGCUCACGGCGCCGAUGUCAUCUGGGUCACCAGCCCAGGGCUCCCAGAUCUGCCAACCAUGGACCGCGACUUUGGUCGAGGGAAGCGCACAGUGCAAAUUGACAUCAACAAUACUGAGGACCGACAGAAAUUGAGAGAGCUUAUUAAAUCAUGUGACGUUUUCAUCCAGGGCUUCCGCCCGGGCAGCCUGGCCGCCAAGGGAUUUGGACCCGAUGAGGUUGCGUCCCUGAACCCGGGGAUUAUCUACGGCUGCAUGUCCGCAUUCGGUCCUAAGGGGCCUUGGGCAGAGAGGCGGGGCUACGAUUCGCUUGUCCAGACUUGUUCGGGAAUGAAUGUCUCGGAGGCCGAGCACUUCGGCGCCGGUGAAGUUGCUCGUCCGACACCGUGUCAAGCGCUGGACCAUGCAGGUGGCUACUUGCUAGCCUCUGGUGUCAUGGCAGCCUUGUAUCGACAAUCUGUUGAAGGGGGUUCGUACCGCGUUGACGUGUCGCUUGCUGGGGCGAUGAAGUAUCUCCGCAGCUUGGGACAAUAUUCUGGCAAGUCUGGCUUUGAGGCUGAAGAUUUUGAGAGCGCGUCUGAUGUGGAGGAGUUUUUGGAGACGCGCCAAACUGGAUUCGGCGAGAUGAGGGCAAUCAAACAUAGCGUCAGUAUAGAAGGCGCUCAAACCUCGUGGGAUGUUAUGCCAAAGCCACUUGGCAGCGAUCAAGCUGAGUGGUUGUGA